Molecule: messenger RNA, 2695 nt
Organism: Danio rerio (zebrafish)
Lineage: Eukaryota; Metazoa; Chordata; Actinopteri; Cypriniformes; Danionidae
Source: RefSeq, a predicted model, not a curated record
AAGUCUCUGCUGACGUCACGCGCAGGGAUAGGCUGCGUCACGUGGUACAACUUUCCAAACCUGUGUGUUUCCCGAAAAAAACAUAUAGAGAAACAAAAACCCCUUUGAUAGUGGGAAAGUCCUUGGGAUUUUCAUACAUCCGAUGAAGUUUUACACACUGAACUCAAGACCAAUGUAAGUCUUGCCCAGUCACCGCUUGUGAAAGGUAACCUACUGUAUGCUUAAGGAAGAGCGUAACAAUGGAGAUUGUUGUUUUUCUUAUUUUCUGCUGUUGAUGCAGAGUUGAGCAGUAGUGUAUGAUUACCCAAUCAGACAUCUAGUGCUUGAACAGGGAUAACUGCGUUCCCUGGAGGAAAUUCCUUUCAGCAUUGUCUCUGAAACAUGCACCACUACAACGAUGCCCCAGCAGGCUCGCUCGCCAGUCUUCACAGCUUGGUUGAGCACAGGGCCGAUUCUUUAUACUCCGAACCUUUUCCGCCACCUCCUCUGCCAGACCAACCACCAAUAGGCCCUGAGUUUGACCCCAGUGGCAGCGAGGACAACGGGGACUCUGCCAUUGACAUCAAACCCGUCCACCGUUUCAUCCCAGACUCAUGGAAAAACUUGUUCAGGUCCAGCAGUGGAAGCAGCAAGUUGAAGUCGAUGUUGGGAUCAAGCAGCAAAAACACGACGACUGACGGCGUUCGCUGUUCUCCGCCACACUCCCCAUCGGUUCCUGGCUCUUACCGCGACCCGUACGGUGGAUCCGGAGGCAGCUAUAACUCCCGUAAAGAGCGUGAAGCAAUGCUUUUAGGAAAUCCCGUUGAAUCAAUCGACGGCCGCACUGCGCACACAGCUUUGACUUACAGCGAAAAGGUAGAGGAGUACAACCAGCGUUACGCAUACAUGAAGUCUUGGGCUGGACUUUUACGUAUUCUCGGGUGCGUCGAGCUGCUUUUGGGGGCAGCCAUUUUUGCUUGUGUAUGUGCAUAUAUUCAUAAAGACAAUGAGUGGUAUAACACGUUUGGUUACUCGCAGCCUGGUGGCUUCUAUGGAGGAGGUUACGGAGGUUAUGGAGGCUCUUAUGGAAGCGGUUAUGGCAAUGCCAACUACUCUGGACCAAAGACACCGUUCAUCUUGGUGGUAGCAGGAUUGGCAUGGAUCGUGACCAUUAUCAUGCUUGUCUUGGGAAUGACCAUGUACUAUCAGACUAUACUUCUAGACUCAAGUUGGUGGCCUUUAACAGAGUUCGUCAUAAACCUUGCUCUUGCACUUCUGUUUUUGGCGGCCGGCUGUGUAUAUGUGAAUGACACCUUACGAGGCGGACUUUGUUACUAUCCGGUCUUCAAUAAUGGCAUCAAUGGUGCUUUCUGCCGCACCGAAGCAGGACAGACAGCUGCGAUAAUCUUCCUGUUUUUCACCAUGAUCGUGUACUUGGUUGGGGCCAUAGUGUGUCUGAAACUGUGGCGGCAUGAGGCAGCUCGGCGACUACGAGAACGACAUGGCCAGGAGAUGCAGCCAAGAGAUUCUCCUGCUGCGGUACAUUUGGUUGUUGAUGGUUCAAGAGAGCCAGUGUCUGUUUUAGCGCCGGUACAGAAAACACACACUGCCGUCUCCAAUCCUAAAGUUGUGAAAGGACACAUUCCAGCGGGACACACUCCUAAACCUGUGAUCAUGCCGGAUUAUGUUGCUAAAUAUCCAGCUAUUCGCACCGAUGAGCAGCGGGACCAGUAUAAAGCUGUGUUUAAUGACCAGUACUCCGAGUAUAAAGAGCUCCAUGUUGAAGUGCAGGCGGUACUCAAGAAAUUUGAUGAAAUGGAUGUCAUGAUGCAGAAUUUACCGCAAAACCCCACCAGCUACACGGAGCGCGACCGCAUCAACAAAAUCUUGCAGGAUUAUCAGAAGAAAAAGAUGGAUCCUUCAUUCCUGGAGAAGAAGGAAAGAUGCGAGUACCUGAAGAACAAGCUUUCCCACAUCAAGCAGAGGAUUCACGAAUAUGAUAAAGUGAUGGGCUGGAACGAUGGUUAUGGCUUACACUGAUGCCACUGAAUGCAAACCUGCUGCGACAGUCCUUCAUUUCCCCACUAGGAUGCUGAACAUUUACACCAGGGGUGUCAAACUCAAUUCCUGGAGGGCCGAAGCCCUGCACAGUUUAGUUCCAACCCUGCUCCAACACACUUACCUGUAGGUUUCAAACAAGCCUGAAGGACUCUAUUAGUUUGAUCAGGUGUGUUUAAUUAGGGUUGGAACUAAACUGUGCAGAGCUGCGGCCCUUUUGGAACCGAGUUUGACACCUGUGAUUUACACUGAGGAUACCUCCAGCAGUAAUGCAGUGAGGCAUCAAUAGCAUGCAUGCUCAUAAUCUACAUGCUGAGCACUGAAGAAGGCUCUUUUCUCUGCUGUAUUUCACUAUAUGCUGACUACAAGUAUAUGAAUGAGCUUUUUUAUUGGAACGUGUGUGUGUAUUCAGAACUGCUGUUUUUUAUUCGUUUAUCUGAAUGAUUUUAUGCACUGUUGAAUGAAUUGUCUGCGUUCUGAUCCGAUCGGAACAACAGCAUGUUGCUUUGCCCUUAUAUUUUCAGUAUUGUAAACGACGCGUUCAGUUGAGUUGAAUAUGAUAUGCAAAUGCUGUAAAGAGUGAAAACGUCUGUGCAUUUCAUGCUGAUUUGUUUGUAACUGAUUUUAUCUUUUAAUAAAAAAGAAAAAAGAAAGUCAA